UCAGUCAGUUUGCAGCAGCUACGGUGUAGCGGCACCCAGAAGUGAACAAAGCGACCCGGAAGCGCUGAACCAAUUGGAGGCAGGCAGAAAGAACAUCAACAUUUCAUAAAGCAAGACAAAAUCUGCAAUCGGGACAUCAGGAUGGCUGAGCCUCGAUUCAACAACCCCUACUUCUGGCCUCCGCCUCCUUCCAUGCCUGGCCAGCUGGAUAACCUGGUGCUCAUCAACAAGAUCAAGGAGCAGCUGAUGGCUGAGAAGAUCCGACCCCUGCACCUGCCGACCAAUUCAGCCCCCUCCCAGCAAACCCUGCUGGUAGCCUCCUCCCCCUUGGACGGGGGGCAGCACAGCAUGCUCAUGCCCAAGCCCCAGCAGGGCCAGCAUCACCCCCAGGGCUCGGUCCAGCAGCCCGACAUCGCCCUGCACGCCCGCACAGCCUCCAGCUCUGUACCAGAAGUGAUGGAUGACAAGUCAGCAGUUAAGGUUAAAGGACUGUGGGAUGAGUGGCACAUGCGACAGAUCGUUGAGCAGCCCUCUAGAGUCAACCAUCGGUCAGGUCUGGCCCCUAUGUCCCGGCUGGACAGCCACAGCACUUCAGAGGCCCUCACCCCCACCUCCAGCAGCCAGAACCGACUGGGAGGGACCCCAUCGAUCAACAUCAUCUCUGGGCUGGCCAGCGGCCCUGGCAUGGAACAGAUAAAGAGCGGGGGCCUGGCCGGACUCCUCGGCCCACCACCCAAGACUCCCCGUGGGCGGAAGAAGAUCAAAGCGGAGAGUGGAGGGCCUCUGCUGGUGGUGCCCUACCCCAUCAUGGCCUCUGGCGCCGACCUGGGCUGUGUAACCUUCCCUGCCAAAGAGGGCAAAACCUACAGAUGCAAACUGUGUCCGCUCACCUUCAUGUCAAAGUCAGAGAUGCAGAUCCACUCCAAGUCCCACACGGAGGCCAAGCCCCACAAGUGUCCCCACUGCUCCAAGUCCUUUGCCAACGCAUCCUACCUGGCCCAGCACCUCCGCAUCCACCUGGGAAUCAAGCCCUACCACUGCUCCUACUGCGAGAACUCCUUCCGCCAACUCUCGCACCUGCAGCAGCACACCAGAAUCCAUACUGGUGACAGACCCUAUAAAUGCGCGGCCCCUGGAUGUGAAAAGGCCUUUACCCAGCUCUCUAACCUCCAGUCCCACCAGAGGCAGCACAACAAAGACAAGCCGUACAAAUGUCCCAACUGCUACCGUGCCUACUCAGAUUCAGCAUCGUUACAGAUCCACCUGUCAGCGCACGCCAUCAAAAAUGCUAAGGCGUACUGCUGCAACAUGUGUGGCCGGGCAUACACCUCAGAGACCUACCUUAUGAAGCACAUGUCCAAACACACGGUAGUGGAGCACCUAGUGAGCCAUCAGUCCCCCCAGAGGAAUGAAUCCCCCAGUAUCCCAAUACGCAUCUCUCUCAUCUGAGUUUAGCAUUACUGUAUGUUGUUGUAUUGUUUUCUAUGGAAGGCUGACGUUUAGGGGCCCUGCACAUAAGUCCAUCGACCCGAGGCCUACAUAUGCAUCACAUGACACCUGACAUUCAUUUACAAACCCUUGUUCCAUUUUUACACAGAUUGGGUCGGUUAAAAUAAAAACGAGCUUAGCAUCUUCUUUGCAAAGGUUUAUGUCAAUGGGAACAAAUGUCGGAUCAUGUCUCGUGUUGGAUACAACUGAGCACUUACGAAGGCUUUAUGCAAACGGUCUUAUGCAUUGGCCCUUAACAUUUUAAUGUACAAAAAAAUGAUUCCAUUAAAUGUUUUUUUUUUCUUUCAAUAUUUUCCCCUAUACCUAAACUAAAUGGAUUCAUAUUUUCUGGGUGUGUUCUGGCGACAUCCAAAGAUAAUCUUAAAGCGCUCUCAGGCCUUGUGGUUUUGGAUCGAAAUGUUUUUCUAUCUUUUCCGAUGGAAAUGCAAAAAGAUUACUUGAGGCAGCUAAGAGUAUUGACUGUGUCUGAUCAAAAGUCUGAUGUUUUUUGGUUAUUUUUUUGUUCAAGCAAAGUUUACAGGGUCAGACUUCAAAAGCAGCAUUUUAGAGAAAAGCAAUUGGAACUAUGUAGACAAUUCGAUUGUAAGGUUGUUUCUCUUGGAGGAAUGGUGAAACAAAGUGCACCAAAAUGUU
Messenger RNA from Salvelinus namaycush (lake trout), 2142 nucleotides. Its product is annotated as zinc finger protein 362-like. The transcript has 9 exons. Gene Ontology annotation, molecular function: DNA-binding transcription factor activity, RNA polymerase II-specific; RNA polymerase II cis-regulatory region sequence-specific DNA binding. Gene Ontology annotation, biological process: regulation of transcription by RNA polymerase II. The record is from RefSeq and is a predicted model, not a curated record. NCBI's taxonomy places the organism in Eukaryota, Metazoa, Chordata, Actinopteri, Salmoniformes, Salmonidae. Gene Ontology annotation, cellular component: nucleus. Bases 142 to 1449 code for a protein of 435 amino acids.